Messenger RNA from Sarcophilus harrisii (Tasmanian devil), 3763 nucleotides. It is a transcript of the gene ILDR2, whose product is annotated as immunoglobulin like domain containing receptor 2. Lineage: Eukaryota; Metazoa; Chordata; Mammalia; Dasyuromorphia; Dasyuridae. Gene Ontology annotation, cellular component: membrane. Gene Ontology annotation, biological process: pancreas development. The transcript has 11 exons. Bases 738 to 2708 code for a protein of 656 amino acids. The record is from RefSeq and is a predicted model, not a curated record.
CAUUAAUCCCCCUGGGAGUGAGCGCCACUAGUGUCUCGCAGACAGCCCUCUGAUUUGCUGCCCGCCUCCUGAUUGUCCACAGUCAUUCAGUGUCCUCGUUGCCCCUCGGCCCCCGGCUCCUCUCGCGGACUUGGUUACUUAACGAUGAACUCUCUCAGGCUCAGAGGCAGCAGCUUCAAUGGACAGACAUGUGAUUUAGAAACUUCGGUUACCACAGGAGACUGGGAGAGGGGGAGGAAGGGGAGGAGUGGAGCCAGCUAGACGAAAUCCUCGGCUUUACUUUUCCCUGACUGCGCGGCUGCCGAGAUGGAGCUCCCCCAGCAGAUGCCUUAAAUCUGAGUCGAGCUUCAUCUGGAGCCUGAGAAGGGGCUGAAAUUGGGGAAGACGGAAGGCAGGGUAAAAGUAUUGUUCCUUUCUCAGGGAGCACAGUGGUAGCUUCCAUUCAGAAGUCUGGCUGAUUCAUACACUGGGUGACUACUGAGCCAAGCGGAGAGAGAAGGAGAAGGGGGCUGCUUGGUGCCAGGUGAUUGGGAGGACCGGCUCCUUAUUUCCCUGUUUUGAUCGGGUGCAUCUGUCUACUUCACUCCCCACUUUUCUCUCUCCUUCACCUGGAUGGGAAGUCAGGCAGAAUGGACAGAAUACUGCUGGGAUGGAUAGUUCUCUUCUGGGUAACAGGUUUGGGUAUAGCUCAAUAUGAAUAGCUGGAGAGGGCUGAAAGUAGAGGUCUUGGACAGAGGAUGGAAUGGUCUCAGUAUGGCUGGAAGAUGGAGGGAGAGGACAGAGGAAACAAGCAUUUAUUAAGUAUCUACUGUGUGCAAGCGGUCGCUGAAGGUUUGCAGGUCAUUGUACCUGAAAGGACGAAGAAAGCUAUGCUUUUUCAGCCAAUUGUGCUAAGCUGCCGCUUCAGCACGUCCUCCCAGCAGCCGGCUGUCAUCCAGUGGAAAUUUAAGUCCUACUGCCAGGAUCGAAUGAAGGAAGCCUUGGGCAUGGCCACUGCCGGAGUCCAGCCCCUCAGCAAAAGGAACCUGGAGUGGGACCCCUAUCUGGACUGCGUAGACAGCCGGCGGACAGUGCGAGUUGUAGCCUCAAAGCAAGGAGCUGUGGUCACCCUGGGCGAGUUCUAUAGGGGAAGAGAUAUCACCUUUGGUGAAGGUGCAGAGCUCAAGAUUGGGAAAGUCAUGUGGGGAGACAGCGGCCUCUACUACUGUAUUGUCACCACUCCUGAUGAUGUGGAAGGCAAAAAUGAAGACUCGGUGGAACUCCUUGUGUUAGGCAGGACAGGGUGGCUUGCUGCUCUCUUGCCAAGUUUUGCUGUGAAGAUUAUGUCAGAGUGGGUGUUUGUUGGCCUGGUGAUCUUGGGAGUGUUCCUCUUCUUCCUCCUGGUUGGGAUUUGUUGGUGCCAGUGCUGCCCACACAGCUGUUGUUGCUACGUCAGAUGCCCUUGUUGCCCAGACUCCUGUUGCUGUCCUCGGGCAUUAUAUGAAGCAGGGAAAGCUGCAAAAGCUGGCUAUCCUCCCUCUGUCUCCAGCGUUCCUGGUCCUUACUAUAUUCCCUCUGUUCCUGUUGGAGGAGUCUCCUCUUCUGCCAUGCUGAUGGAUAAGCCACAUCCACCUCCCUUGGCGCCAAGUGACUCCCUUGGAGGAAGCCAGAGUGUUCGCAAAGGUUACCGGAUCCAAACUGACAAAGAACGGGACUCCAUGAAGGUGCUGUAUUAUGUUGAGAAGGAAUUGGCUCAGUUUGAUCCGGCCAGAAGGAUGAGAGAAAGAUAUAAUAACACCAUUUCUGAACUCAGCUCCCUGCAUGAAGAAAAUGGAAAUUUCUGUCAAUCUUACCGCCAGAUGCGGAGGAAGCCUCUCCCUUCUUUGGGGAACAUGGAGAGUGAUGCAGACUAUUGGACAGGUGUAAUGGGAAACAGUGGUGGGUCAGGACAUGGGCCCUCAUCUUCCAAUUAUAACAAAGAGGAUCGAGACAGCUUCAGGCACAGCCAGCAGCGGUCCAAGUCGGAGAUGUUGUCGCGGAAGAAUUUUGCCAUGGGGAUGCCAGCUGUGUCCAUGGACGAGCUGGCCGCCUUUGCGGACUCCUACGGCCAGCGCUCCCACCGAGGCGAGGGCAACAGCCAAGAGCCUCGCGGCGGGAGCCGCUUUGAGAGAUCCGAGUCCCGGGCCCACGGCGGCCUCUAUCACGACGGCUCCUUAGAGGAGUAUUACAGCAAAAGGAGCCGCAGCCGCGAGCCCCUGACGGACUCCGACAGGGGCUGGUCCUACAGCCCCCCGCGCAGACGGGCCAACGAGGACAAACACCUCCCGCGGCUGGUGAGCCGGACCCCGGGAGUUGGCCAGAAGUACGACCACACCUACUUGAGCAGCGUGCUGGAGAGGAAGUCCCGGGGCGAGGGCAGCAGCGGCGGCGGGAGCCUCGAGACCCCGUCCAAGCUGAGCUCCCAGCCGCUGCAGCGGAGCGGGAGCUAUUACGCCUGGUCGCCGCCGACCUCCUACAAAGCGGGGGCUGGACAGCAGCCGCCCUCGCAGCCCGACGAAGAGGACGAUUUGGAAGAUACCUUACCGCCCUACAGUGAACUGGAGCUGACCCGAGGGCCCUCCUACAGGGGCCGGGAUUCCUUGUACCAUAGCAACUCGGAAAAGAAGAGGAAAAAGGAGCUCCCCAAGAAAACUAAUGACUUUCCAACCAGGAUGUCUCUUGUGGUCUGAUACUUGUUUUCAAGGCAUCUCUUUUGAUGACUAGAAACGAGGAGGUGACUACAGGGACAAGAAUCUGACCCAAGAGCCAGCAGGCCAUCAGAGAUGGAAGACGUGACAGUUACCAACUUUGUCUUGAGGAAACUCAUUCCAAACCAUAAUGUCCAUUGAAUAAGCUCUUCAAGAAACGGAUCAGAAAAACAGCAAAGAUUGGGAUUAUUCCCAUGUUUUUGACCUUAAGUGUUUCACAAAAUUUGUGCUCUAUUUCAUGGAACCAGAACCAAAAUGCUAUUUUCUACUAUGAAAGAAAGCUAGCUCUUGACCUCUUAGCACCUGAUAUUGCCUCUGUCUGUGGUACACUUUCCACGUCUUGGACACCCUCCUUAGAAUCCCUUUUGACUCAUUUGGAUGAGAACAAGAAAGGCGAUUCUUAACCUUAAGGGGAGGUCUGCUGCUAGCAUUUGAACAUGGCCCUAAAGCAAAAAAAAAAAAAAAAAAAAAAAAAAAAAAAAAGUACCCCUGUUCUUGUGACCAUCUCUGUACUAUUCAUUUACUGUAAGGACAAAAUCUUAAGGCCUUUGGAGAUUGCUUAAUGAAUUUGCUGAAAGUCUUAGUAAUGUUGUUGUGCUGGACAAUGAGACUUCAGUUUGCUCUUCCAACUGAUGAUUCUUUAGUAGCAAAAAAAGGAGGGUAACUCCUUUCUGAAAAACUUUAUAAGUUUGAGACAUAGGGCAGUGGUGGUCAAAGAGCUGGCUUCCAAAGCCGAGAAGAACGGGAUUCAAGCCUCCUACACAACUGACUCUGUAACUCUGAGCAAGUCUCUUAGCUUCUCAGCAUUCCAGUAAGCUCGCUGAGCCCAUAUAUUACAGAAAAAAUAAUGACCUGCAUUGUAGGAGGAGUCUCUUCACCUUCAUACCAGUGAAAGAAUAAGUUCAGGAUCUAUCCCUUUGGGACAUAUGUGACCCAAAGAUGUGAUUUAACAAUACGAACCGUGUUUUUUUUGUCUAUGCUGCUCACUUGAACAUGUAAGUCACCUUGACUUGAGCUAAUAAAGGGCUUUCACCCCC